GCCCCCUCCUCACCCAGUUGGGCUGGGGCGCUGCUCGGCACCGCACGCCCGGCCCGGGAGCAGCCGCCACCCCCCCGCACUGCCAGACAAAGCCGGGUUCGGCGGGGGGCUGCAGCAGGUGGCGAGAGGCGGUUCCCCGCGGAUCGCAGCAGAGGAGGAUUUGGCUGUUCUCCAUCACCGCGGAGCAGGCAGACGAUCUCCCCAGCACCUGGGUGGGACAAGAUGGAUGGCAAAGCUACUGCCAAUGGGGUCCCCCCUCCCCAGACCAAUGGCACGGCAACCGCUGGGAAAGGGGCGGCCGCGGGGCAGCCUGCAGCAAAGCCCAAGCCUGCCAAGAACGCGGUGAGAUCGGCCCCCGUCUCUGGAGCUAGGCGGCCUGUGCCUGACCACGCCCGCCCACCCACGGCCCCGUGGGGUGGCUCCAAGCUGCUCAGCAAUGGGGUGCCCCCGAGGGCCGAAGCCUCGCAGAGGAAGCUGCCAGCGGCAGCAUCAGCACCCAAAGCUGGUGCUGCCCCUGCCAAGCCCACUCCAGACAAACCAGUGGCCAGGAAGCCAGCGGGUGAGAGCGGGGCAAAGCCUCCGGAGAAGGCCGGGCCGGGCAAGGCCGGGCAGCCGAAGGGUGUGAGGAAGACGCCGGUUCCAACCAUGGCCUUGGUCCCAAAGUCGGCCUCAGUGAAGCCUGAGAAACCAGAAUCUGCCAAGCCUUCCAGACCCCCUGCUCCAGGGACGAAGGACACCACACUGGUCUCCACCAGAGCCCUGACCAGUAACAAACCAGCUGUGGCCAAACCUAAGCAGAUGGCGCCACCUGGUGGCCAGGCCUCAGCAGUACCACAGCAGCAGAAAAACACGACUGCCUCUGCAAAGAAAGGCCUCGUCAGAGCUGCCCCCAUCUCCAGGGCCCGGCUGGCUGGCUCGAACCCCACCCUCAACAAGAUUGCUGGCCCGGCCAAGACUGCCAAAGCUAAGCUUCCGGCAGAGCCCAAGGCCAAGAGCCACCCAGUUCCUGCCACUCCCAAGGCCUUGGAGAAGCCAAAGGGGCCGAAGACCCCUCCCAAGGCAGGGGGCAGCCAUCCUGCCACCCCACAGAGAGCAGCGGCCUCCCCCCCGAAGAGGCUGCCCGCUGGGAGCCCUGGCAAGAAGCCCCCUAAGAAAGAGGCUAGCUACAACCUGGAGCCAGUGCCUGUGCCCAGGAAAAAGCUGCUUUCCCCAGGACAGGGAGAGGCCAAGGAAGCUGCUGCUGAUGUCCUGCCUGGCACAGAAAGGGCAGCCUCCGAGGGCAGUGUGAGGCCUCUGGAUGAGCAAGCGUUAACAACGGAGGGGGGCCUGGUCCUGCCCAAGCCGGUCCCUGCAGAUGAGGAUGCUCCUGAGAGCUAUAGGCCAGAGGUGCCGGGAGCAGAACAAACACCCGCCAGGGACCUGGAAGGGGUGGCUGGAGGUGGAGCACCCCAGGAAGCAGGAGGCUCAUCUGGCCCAGAGCUGGUGGCUGCCAACCCUCUAUCCUGCCAAGAGAGCUGUCCUGGAGAACAGCAGCUGACUGGUCUCUCCCCACCACAAGGGGUGGGCUCUCCUCCCAGGGAGAUGCUGCCCCCAGCAGGCACCUGGGGGCCAAAGCCAGCAGGCACAGAGCUCCCUGAUGUGACACUCAAACCCCAGGGAGAGCAGAGCCUGGCGGACACGUCAUCUAUGCUUCUAGACCCCUGUGAGACUGGCCCAGCAGCCCAGGGGGAACCUCUGCCCUGCCAGGAAGCCCCAAUGGCUGCUGAGUGCCUGGACUUGUGGCCAGAAGGCAAAGGAAGAGCGGCUCAGGAUGUGACCUGCCUGGCCUCAGCCCAGCUGGAUUCCUCCUGCCCAGCUGGGGCCUCCCAGAUGCUGCCCCUCAGUGAAGAGGUCCCUCGGGGUGGCACAGGGGGACAGCAAUCUCCAUGCGGGUCACCGAAGCACCCGGCAGAGCUUCUGCAAGGGGGGGAGCAGGAGGAAGAGAUGCCAGAUGAGCCGGAGGCAGAGUGGUCGACGCACGAGACCGACUCGCUUCCUCGGGUUGGCCUGGAGGGUUCCUUGCCAGAAGAUGUAGCAGAGCCAGGAGCUGUGGACCUGAGAGAGGAGAGGGACCAGAGUGUGUCUCUGACGCUGCCAGGGCGUGAACAGGAGACCCAGGAUGCUCUUCCCCUGGAGAGAGGAACUCAGAGCACUCCCGGGGGCUCUGGGAGGAUGGGGGAUCUGGAUGCCGAAGGAGUGACUAGCACAGAGGAGGCAGUGGCUGCUUCCCAGUUGAUAGAGGGGCUCAGCAGAGAGCCUGUCCGUGCAGGGCAUGAGCCAGAGAAGGCUGUUCCCCCCGCAGAACAGCUCCGUGAGGACAGCGAGGGCCCUGAAGACCAACCCAGUGUCACUUCUCCUGGCAUGUCCCUCCCUGGUGCUGAGCUGACAAGAGUCACCUUAAGCAGCCUUGAGGAAGCUGAGCUGCAAUGCACCCGCCUAGGUUCUCCUGGAGACGUUGCCGAGGUGGGGCCCACGGAAGGGGAACUCCCACUGAAGGGUGAGGCUGAUGUGCUGGAGGACCUGGAGCCACAUGGCCAACGGGAGUCACCACUGGGUCCCGAGGUGACCGUGCACAAGCCUCAGAGCCUGCCCCUAAAGAGCCUGGAGCUGCUGCAGGAGCCGGCCCAAUGCCCCCCACCCCCGGGGCAGCUGUCGUCCAGCAGCGCCGAGUCGGAGGGGCCGUCCAAGAGCCGCUCCUCCAAGUCCAGCACGCUGAGCGGCCCCGACCUCGCCGGCAAGAGCAGCAGCGAGACCAGCACCCCGGAGGAGCUGCGGGAUUACGACAGCAGCUCCGGCGUGGAGUCCAAGUCAGACGAGAAGCUAGAACAGAGCUUCCCCCGCAGCCCGCUGGAGGACCUGCCAGGGGAGCAGGACCUGGGGAUCCACAUGGAUAAGGGGGACGACGAGGCAGAGACCCUCCCAGCAGAUGAGCUCCUAGGUGACCCACCCACUGAGCCCACAGUGUCCUCUGAGGAGGAGGGGGAGCUGGAUGGAGACCUCCUGAAGGAGCCCAGCUUCCCUGCCAUGGGCAAGCCCCUGGUGUGCCGGGUGCCCGCCCCACCCCGCAAGCCAUCCCUGGAGGAGUCGGAGGAGCUGGGCUCGGGUGACGCCGGCACCGGGACGCCGGCCUCCACCAACUCGGCUACCUCCUUCGACGCCGCCUUCCACCUCCACUCCACUGACAGCUGCGGAAAGAGCCCCGGCCUCUCCUCCCUGGAGAGCGAAGAGCACUCGGCCGAGAGCACCAGAGACCAGAUCCUCAAGGGCUCAGAGCCGGCCAGCCUCCCUGAGGCGGAAGAGCAGGGCAAGAUCUCCCUCCCUGGGGACUGGGGCUGCCAGCUGGAGCACCCCCUGCAGAUGGGCCCGGUGGAUGAGGAGGAGCCGGCCUCCCAGCCCUAUGGCACCGCUCCCCGUGGCCCGGCGGCAGGUAACGUAUAGAGGAGCCUGCCGUGUGUGUCCAAGUGCCAACGCCGCGGUACCUUAAAGCUUAACUCAGUCAUGUGCAAUAGUGUCCCCUGCUGAAGGGAAUCCCCCCAUCAGUGUCUCCUCUCCCCCCUGCUCCCCCACCGUGUAUCUCCCACCUAGCCAGAUGGGUCUGAUGUCUCUGUACAGUCCCUCGGUCAUAGCCUAUGUUUUUCUGUCUAGAUCAAAAAUACCAGGCUCUCCCCCAUGAUCACUGGCACCUAGGGGGAAGGUGUCUGUGUUUUAAUGUUCUUCCCUUUUGGGGUGGGAGAUUGGGGGUCAAACUUUUUUUUAGCCUUUCAGUACAUUGAAUAAAGAGUCACUUAUCUGGAUCUGA
This is a messenger RNA of Mauremys reevesii (Reeves's turtle), 3838 nucleotides long. RefSeq names its product nascent polypeptide-associated complex subunit alpha, muscle-specific form-like. Bases 223 to 3477 code for a protein of 1084 amino acids. The transcript is spliced from 5 exons. The record is from RefSeq and is a predicted model, not a curated record. Lineage: Eukaryota; Metazoa; Chordata; Testudines; Geoemydidae.